Lathyrus sativus (Indian pea) is the source of this 318-nucleotide messenger RNA. The record is from the annotation of a GenBank genome assembly. NCBI's taxonomy places the organism in Eukaryota, Viridiplantae, Streptophyta, Magnoliopsida, Fabales, Fabaceae.
AUGUCUUCUUCAACAACAACUCUGUUUAAAUCUUCACUCUUCUCUCUCAACACUAAAACCAAACCCUAUUCUCUUCCCAAAUCAAAACCCACCAAUUUUAUUAUUAAAUCCCAAUCUCAAUCUCAAACAGAACCCCUCACUCACAACAAUAACAGCAACAACUCAACCUCUUCCCUUGCCACUCCACCGUCCUCUUCCUCCAAACAUCAUCGUCCCGCCGACGAAAACACCUGCGAUGAAGCUCAUCGCGUUAACGUCUCCCAACACCUCUUCUCUGUGAAAUACGCCCCUUUCAACACCAAUCCCUCUUCCACUUAA